AUGCGUUCUCAAGUCCUUCUCGCUUUGGGUGGUCUGCUCCUGACCGGAAACCUUGCAAUUGCAGCUAAGCUGGAGCAUGAAGACGUGUCCAACCGAUGCUGGGAUGCCUGUGGCCCGGUAGUUGGAAUCUCGGAGCGCUGCGACCAUCAACAUGACAGCGACUCUGCAGAGUUGAACUGUAUCUGUACUUGGGAUUCCGCCAAAACACAAAUUCCCCUCUGUGCCGCCUGCAUUUCCGUGUAUGGAGACUCCGAUCAGGACGAGGACCAUGAUGAGGAUUGGGAUGAAGAUGACAACGAGGCUCUUGACCUGGUCAGAUCAUGCAACUUCAGCACCACCACGUACAACGCGGCAGCGGCCACUACGCUGUCUGCUUCUGCUACCACCACCGAUUCCGCUGCGACGACGGCUACUGCCACCAGCGGCGCUGAUUCGACUGGAGGUUCAAGUGGAACAUCAGCUGGAUCUUCCUCUGCGACCGGAUCUUCAUCUUCGUCUGGAACGGCAUCGCCGACUGAGACUGGCGCUGCAGCCGAUCUGUCGGCUCCUGCAAUUUCGGUGCUCGCGCUAGCGGGACUGGUUCCUUUGGCGUGGCUGUAA
Molecule: messenger RNA, 600 nt
Organism: Penicillium macrosclerotiorum
Lineage: Eukaryota; Fungi; Ascomycota; Eurotiomycetes; Eurotiales; Aspergillaceae
Product: putative GPI anchored protein
Exons: 2
Coding region: 1-600 (199 amino acids)
Source: RefSeq, a predicted model, not a curated record